UUGGAUGCAGUUGAAUGAAAGAGAGGAUGCAACAAUACUCAAAUUAGGGUUCAUUGUACUCAAAAAAGAUAUCUUGGAGACGCGAUGGAAGUAGUAGAACUAGACUUCAGGUGUUCCGAUGUUGGAGUUUGGAAGGAGGCUCUGUCUUCGUACGAGUCCCGAAUCGAGUCACUGAACAAACCAGAACUCGUCUCUCUCGACCAAUUCUACCGCAACGAACUCCCUUGUCUUCUUCACGACCGAGACCCUAACCCUUACCUCACCACCUCCGAGCUUUCUCAACUCAUGAAAUGGAAGCUCUCUCGCGGCAAAUGGCGGCCGCGUCUGCUGGAUUUCGUGUCGUCUCUGGACGAUUCAGUGGUGAAAUCUGCUUCUGAAAAAGCUUUCAAAUCGCUCCCUGACAUCUCCAAGGCUGUGAAAGAGCUCACGGUGCUUAAGGGCGUUGGUCCCGCCACCGCCUCCGCUGUUCUUGCUGCUUACGCCCCUGACAUUGCACCAUUUAUGUCCGACGAGUUUUAUUUUUGGGUGAACUCUAAUGUGGAAGGAAAGGCAAUGGAGGUGGCUCUUGGUAGCUCAAAGGAUUACUCUUUGAAGCAAUACUUGUUGUUUGUAACCAAGCUACAUGAUAAAUCAAAGGAAUUAAAGUUGAAGGGAGAGUGGGAUGGGCCUUCAGAUAUCGAAAGAGCUCUAUGGAGUUGUACUGUGCGUGCAAAGUCACAACCAGAGAAGAGCUCUUCGGGGAAGAAAAGAAAACGGUAGGAGACCAGAAAAAGAACUUUGUAGAAUUUGUGUAGAUUUAUCUCUUCUUUCAUAAUCAAGACAGAAUCAUGAGUUUAUCACUUCAGCUCUUCUGGAAGUCAUAUCCGUAAUUGUUGAACUGUAGUAAGUGUUCUCGAAUGUUUUAUCAGAAUUCUGAGUGUUUUAAGGUAUCAUAUAACUUGUCCCUUUA
This is a messenger RNA of Camelina sativa (false flax), 949 nucleotides long. Lineage: Eukaryota; Viridiplantae; Streptophyta; Magnoliopsida; Brassicales; Brassicaceae. The record is from RefSeq and is a predicted model, not a curated record.